AUGAGGGACGGGCUCGCCGGGAGGGGCAGCGAGAGGGGGCAGCGCCUCGCAGGGGAUGGGCAGCGAGAGGGAAUGGCCGAGCUGCAAGGGACAGAAAUCGGAGUGUGGGUGAGACGAGGAGCUGCCCGAAUUGGGAGGUGCAGGAGCUGGGAGAUCUCGGGAUGAGGGAAAGCAGGAGCUGGGAGAUGCAGGAGUUGGGAGAUGCGGGAUCUGAGAGAUGCAGGAAUUGGGAGAUGCUCGGGAUGAGGGAAAGCAAGAAUUCAGAGAUUCAGGAAUUGGGAGAUGCAGGAGCUGGGAGAUGCUCGGGAUGAGGGAAAGCAGCAGUUGGGAGAUGUUCAGGAUGAGUGAAAGCAGGAAUUGGGAGAUGCAGGAAUUGGGAGAUGCUCGGGAUGAGUGAAAGGAGGAGUUGGGAGAUGUUCGGGAUAAGGAAAAGCAGGAGCUGGGAACUUCAGGGGUGACCCCCCAUCCUGGAGGGGGAUGCCUGCUGUGCUGGGGGUGAUGCUGGGACACCAAAGGCGUUGGGAUGGGGCGAUGCUCCAGGUCAGGAGGACACUGAGGAGCAGGAGACGGAAAUGUGGGGCCGGGGGACAGCCGGGAUGGGCCCAGCCCCCGCUCCCCGCUGCCGCAGCCUGAAGCGCUCCGGGGAGGACAAGGAGCAGCGGCUGGCGCUGCUGGAGGCGGCGAGGGCGGCGGCGGAGCGGGAGGUGUCGGAGCUGCGGGCGGCGCUGCGGGGGCUGGAGAGCGCCCGCCUGGAGAACCGCCGGGAGCUGCAGGAGCUGCGCCGACAGGUGAAGGAGCUGGACAGCGAGAACAGCCGGCGGGGCAGGGAGCUCGGGGAGCUGCAGGCCAGGGUGGCCCUGGAGGAGCAGCGGGAGCAGCGGAGCCGCCGCGAAGCCUCCGGCCUCAGGCAGAAGGUGGCGGAGAGCGAGGCCGGCACCGAGGCUGCCAGGAAGGAGGUGUGGGAGUCCCCAAAAUCCCAUUGCGGGCGUCCCACAUCCCCAAGUGUCCCUGUCCGCCCCAGAGCUGGCUGUCCUGGGGCUGGUGGUGUCCCUGUCCCCUCAGGCCCAGCCUGUUGUCCCCAGUCAUAGCCAUCGCUGUCGUAUCCGGUGUCCCUGGGUGUUCCCAUUGCUCCAUCCCCGCAUCCCUGAGGUUCCCUGGGACCCCACUGCUGCAUCCCGUGUCCUUACGGGUUCCCCACCCCUCCCAGUCCCAU
Parus major (Great Tit) is the source of this 1213-nucleotide messenger RNA. Its product is annotated as rootletin-like. Lineage: Eukaryota; Metazoa; Chordata; Aves; Passeriformes; Paridae. The coding region runs from base 573 to 1088 and encodes 171 amino acids. The record is from RefSeq and is a predicted model, not a curated record. The transcript has 2 exons.